Lactuca saligna is the source of this 577-nucleotide messenger RNA. Lineage: Eukaryota; Viridiplantae; Streptophyta; Magnoliopsida; Asterales; Asteraceae. The record is from the annotation of a GenBank genome assembly.
AUCCAGGAUACACACAUCAAAAUAUUCAACUACUGGCUUAGGAGGAUAAUGCAUAUCUGAAAAUCAUGCAUUGUUUUGAUAAAGUUAUCGAUCUGCGUCUUUUUGGAUCAAGCAAAUCACCAAGACUUUUAUGUGUCGACUUCAAAAAAACGUUCUCUAUCGUGCACACAGAUCCGAAAGCUAGCAAGGAUCCGCAAUAUUUUGUAAGAAAAAACAUUCUAGUUGAAUCAGAUCGGUACCAGUUAGGUGUUCAUAGCAUUUCAAGAGUCGGUUUUGUGGGUUUGUCCAGGCCACUGUACCUUACCCUUUCCGAUGUCAAGUGGAUUGUGUUCCUUCAGAAAUCUGUUUCUGAUGACAACAAAAUGUUGCUUUCACAAGCUGUUGAUAUCUUCCAUAACUUCUUCAAACAUAUUGAUUGUCAACUUUUCUUCAACUGUUUCGAGAAGCUUCUUCCAUAUUGAAGGUUAAGAAGAUGUUCGUUCCUGUUGCUGAGGAUGUUAAAUCCAUGUAGAUUCUGAAAUUUGGUUUUGAUAAAGUUACCCUCAACUUGGGUAUUACACUACUAGAAAAAUGUUAA